UUUUGUACGGAGAAUCAAUGUAUGCAUGCCAUAUAGGAGGACUGUGUUGAAGAACGUAAAAUCACCUGUCGGAAAUUUGACAAAAUAAAAUACAGUAUAUAAGGAAUGCUCCGCUACGAAUAGCACUGAUGGAUUUUGCGAUCGAACACCACGGGAUUUUCCGUGGUGUUAGAUGGUUUCUGGGGUGAUGCAUGAUUUGGGGCAUCGCUUUGAUCUCAUUCGAAGUAUUUUGAUGUGUCUCUGAUGCAGUUUUACGGUGUUACUCAUCUGUUUAUUCGGUUUGUUUGAUUGGAUUGUUUACGUGUAUCGCUUCAUAGUUUGCUCCAUCGUUUUUGUUUGAAUGUCAGCUGCUGAAGUUUUUGUUUACUUAACCGAUCAGGUAGGCUAGUUACAUCCAGAACUGAAUCCCGAUUUGUCUUGGUGAUUGACAAUGGGUGGCGUAGUGGGAAAGAGCGAAAGUUCUAGGAAGUUUUCGAUACAUGAAACGAAGCUAGAGGCGAAGAUGGUUGAAGCUAUGCAGCGCAGAGCAGCGAAGGGAAGUGUUAUGAAAUCGUUUAACAGCCUCAUCUUGAAGUUCCCAAAGAUCGACGAGAGCUUAAGAAAUUGCAAGGCUAUUUUCGAGCAAUUUGAUGAGGAUUCGAAUGGUAUGAUCGAUCAAGAAGAGAUGAAAAAAUGUUUCUCUAAACUGGAAGUCUCUUUUACAGACGAGGAGAUCAUUGAUCUCUUUGAGGCAUGCGAUAUUAACGAGGAUAUGGGAAUCAAGUUUAACGAGUUCAUCGUUCUUAUUUGCCUCGUUCAUCUUCUUAAGGAUGACAACAAAGCCGUUCACACUAAAUUGCAACUGGGGAUGCCGGAACUGGAGGCCACGUUUGAAACACUGGUAGACGCGUUUGUGUUCUUGGACAAGAACAAGGAUGGUUAUGUCAGCAAGAGUGAAAUGGUCGAGGCCAUCAACGAAACUACAACAGGAGAACGUUCCUCCGGCCGCAUAGCCAUGAAAAGAUUUGAAGAGAUGGACUGGGAUAAAAACGGAAUGGUGAACUUCAAGGAGUUUCUGUUUGCGUUUACUCGAUGGAUUGGAAUCGACGAUCUUGAGGACGAGGAUGAAGACUGAACGAGAGGUAGAGGGUUCGAUAACUUUAACAGUGCCCUAGUUGAUACAGAGCAUGUAAAAUGUUACGAUGAGUCCUUCAUUUAGAUGACCAUGUAAAUAAUUUGAAAUGCAGACUUUUUAAAAUUCUCGUCGUCGACAAUUCAUAUUUCACUUUAUAGUA
This is a messenger RNA of Pyrus x bretschneideri (Chinese white pear), 1274 nucleotides long. Its product is annotated as probable calcium-binding protein CML21. The transcript is spliced from 4 exons. The coding region runs from base 431 to 1114 and encodes 227 amino acids. NCBI's taxonomy places the organism in Eukaryota, Viridiplantae, Streptophyta, Magnoliopsida, Rosales, Rosaceae. The record is from RefSeq and is a predicted model, not a curated record. Gene Ontology annotation, molecular function: calcium ion binding.